AGCAAGCAGCCGCAGGAGCAGAAAAGCAGCGGCGGGCGCAAGAACCUCGAAAAGCGGCAGCGCGCGCACGGAGCCGCUCUCCGCGCGCCAAGUGGGCGGGGGCCCCGUGACGAGAGUCCCUCCUUCGCGGCUCCCGCGGCCCCACCGGCAGGCGGUGCUUGGGCCGAGCGCGCCGGCGGGAUUUUAUUCGCGACCAGGGCGCUGCCGCGGCCGCUUCUCCCGACUCGCGCGGCCGCCUCGCUGGAUCCGCCGCUGCUGCCGUCUGCUGCUGCUGCCUCCGCCAGCGCUCGCUCUCCCGUUCCGCCGUGUUACUGCUGGUGGUGUGGGAUUCGCCUCUCAUUUUGCCUACCCAUCCCCUCCGCGCAGCUGACACCCAUCAUCGGCAUCGAUCGCCGAGCGUUCUUCUCUCCGCCCCGGACUUUCGCCGGACAGGCCUCGGUGUCGUCGUGUGCCGCGCGGUGCGCGUACGGAGACUGCGACGAGCGCAUCGUCGGCCCCGACGUUCGCUGUGCCGCGACGCAAGGGGGAAGCGCUGGAUACUUCGCCCCAAGGGGCGGCGUGCGUCUGCUUGUCUCCGGCGGCGGCAGCGUGAGCGGAGGCGCGGCGCCCAAGCCGCCAUGCCCGUGAUCAGCCCGGGCCCGGACGAGGCGGCGGCGCAGGCCCUGGCGCCACCCAAGCUGUGCGCGGGCUGCGGCGCGCCCAUCGCCGACCGCUUCUACCUGCUGGCCGUCGAGAGGCAGUGGCACACGCACUGCCUGCGCUGCUGCCACUGCAAGCAACAGCUGGACUCCGAGCUCACCUGCUUCGCGAGAGACGGGAACAUCUACUGCAAGGAGGACUACUACAGGCUGUUCGCCGUGAAGCGCUGCGCGCGCUGCCAGCAGGGCAUCUUCGCAUCGGAGCUAGUGAUGCGCGCCCGGGACCUGGUGUACCACCUCCACUGCUUCACGUGCGCCUGGUGCAAUGCGGCGCUGGCCCAGGGCGACCACUUUGGCCUGCGCGACAACCUCGUCUACUGCCGCACCCACUUCGAGCUGCUGGCCGAAGGGUGCCAGCCGGGCCUCCCUCCUCCUCCGCCCCCGCCGCUGCUUCAGGACGACGACGGAGGCGGCAACGGGGGCACCGCCGGGACCUGCAGCCCGCCGCUGGCGCCGGGAGCCCCGUACGCGCCUCCGCAGGGACCGUACGGCGUACGCAAGGGCCGGCCGCGCAAGCGCAAGCCCGGAGAACUGCCCGAGGGCCCGCCACACCUAGGGCUCCAAGACCUGGCCGGCCUGGACAGCAACGGCUCGUCCAUGCUGCAGCAGCAACAGCAGCAGCAACAGCGCACCAAACGAAUGCGUACUUCGUUCAAGCAUCACCAGCUGAGGACCAUGAAGUCGUAUUUCGCCAUCAAUCAGAAUCCCGAUGCCAAGGACCUCAAGCAGCUUGCCCAGAAGACGGGGCUCUCCAAGAGAGUUCUCCAGGUGUGGUUCCAGAACGCCCGGGCAAAGUGGCGGCGAAACAAUCUACGUCAGCAGGAGCAGCCCACAACUUCCCUUCCGGCAAGCAGUCCAGGAGGCACGAGCUCAUUUUCGGAACCCAGUCCCGGAGCUCCCCUGGACUACAGCAACGCUCAAACGACCCUCGUGGUGACAGCGUCGCAGGAGUCACUCGGAUCCUUCCAGGAGCUCUUUUGAUGGCACCGGGGCUAAAGUACCUAUUUAUUGACUGCAUCUGUCCUCAUCACGACAUCGUCACCUCGACCCACGCGCCGGCAGCAACAGCAGCGAAGAGACGCGCCCCUCCCUCAGCACCUCUGCAAAGUACUGUUCCAAAGGUCACACCGACGGACCUUGCGCGCCUCGACUGCGGCGUUCUCUGCCACACCUGGCAACCUCCUGUGGGACGCUCCCUUUUAUGUGUGUGCUCUUGGCCAAAUGCAUUUACUGCACUCUACGUCACGGGAACUGGUUCCUCGGACUGAGGCGGUUGUUCUCAAAGGACAGCAAAUUAUAUGUGCAGAAAACUAUGUGUGACUGAAGCUUUGACGUGGAAGAGACAGAGAGAGAAAAGAAAGAGAUAUUUAGAAAUCCCAUUACACGUAGUGUAUGUGCUCUGAGAAAGUCAGUAGGCUUUCCUUCGCCGAGAUUUCGCUGUGAAGUGUACAAGUAUACCUGUGGUUUUUCUUUUUGUUUCAUAAAAAAGAAGAGUUGUACAUAUUUGUAACUAACACGACAGGACCCUGCCCUGUGAAAAGGUCGAUUUAUUUUGAAAGAACGCCGGUCUUCAAACUUAUGUACCGUCUUCUGCUAUAGACUUUAGCGUAUGACUUUAUGCAUGUGGGUUAAGAAGAGUCCUACGCAUUACGCGAUAGUGAGACAUUAGACAUGUGUCGAAGCGUUGCUAAUGGUUGUUUUAGAGGUGCGAUAAUUUUUGUGAAAUUUCGAUAUGUCAUAUUUCGAUAUAUCCCUAAUAUAGGGUAUAUGUUAAAUUAAAAUCCAUUUAACUUAAGGCAGUCAUUCGAUCGCUGGUAAGCCUCACGCAUCCUGUCAUAUCUUGCUCUGUUUUGCGCUGAAACACUGCGAUUCUGACGCUAAAAGUUCUGUUCACCUUUUUUUACAUGCGAUUUCCAAUUCAAGUUCAUUUGCUAUAGUAUAAGAUCGGCGUACAACAAACGCGUUAGUGGGCAUUUUUACAAAUUUGAGUGUGCAGUACAGACCAGCUGCUAGUUUUCUCUGUGGCCCAGAAUGUAGUAUGCACCAUGUUGUGUUUGGGCAAUUAAUUUAAAACAUUAUGCCGUUACUGUGGGCAACUCUUGAGAUGGUGAGAGUGAAUGGCAAGUUCUUCGUACCGCCCCAGUCCUAUAGCGAGAAAAACGCAAUGUUAGCAAAACAUUGACUGCUCUCUCUCUCUUUCUCUUUUUCUAAAAAAAAGAAAAACGGACGACUGCUAUAUGUAGAAACUACCGGAUGCCCCAGUAAGACCUGCAAGGACAGGGUCACACGCUGACGGUAUUAUGGUAUUAUAGAC
This is a messenger RNA of Dermacentor albipictus, 3012 nucleotides long. Its product is annotated as LIM/homeobox protein Lhx9-like. Gene Ontology annotation, molecular function: DNA-binding transcription factor activity, RNA polymerase II-specific; RNA polymerase II transcription regulatory region sequence-specific DNA binding. Gene Ontology annotation, biological process: regulation of transcription by RNA polymerase II; neuron differentiation. Lineage: Eukaryota; Metazoa; Arthropoda; Arachnida; Ixodida; Ixodidae. The record is from RefSeq and is a predicted model, not a curated record. Gene Ontology annotation, cellular component: nucleus.